AUGCAAUUAAAGAUCAUUUCAUUGGCCACCCUUGGCCUCUUGUUCCUUACGUCUGCAAAGUUUGGUGUUCAAGCCGCAGAUGAAACAGAUUUAGUUGAUGGUCAACAACUCUCUGAUACUUACCUUUCAGCUUUUGCUAACGAUGAAGAAAAUGACGACCUUGAUUUUGAAUUGUCAGAUGAGGAAGUUCAUACUUUGACUAAGCGUGCUGAUAGCUGUGCCAAGUACCAUACAGUUGUCGGCAGCGAUACUUGUAUCUCUAUCUCAAAGAAGUAUGGUGCCUCUCUCAACAAUUUCUACAGUUGGAAUCCUCAAGUCAACAAGAGCUGCACCAACUUGAUUAACGGAAAAAAAUAUUGUGUCAAGAAGGGCUCUUCUUCUUCUUCCUCUUCUUCUACAAAGAAGGCUGCAAAGAAAAAGUCUUCCAAGAAGAAGUCCUCCAGCAAAAAAGAAACCCGUAAAAAGAUUCAAAGCCAAUCUGCAUUCACCUACUACUGGAUUGCUCAGCCUAAUGAUUACAAGGGCGGCAAGAAGGUCGCUGUCAAGACCUGUAGUGGUCAAACCAUUGGAUCUGUCUCUGAAGACUACGCUGAUGCCCUUGUCAUGGAGGGCACUGGUGUUGUUGGAUCCAAGAUUGUCAAUCUUGGUGGCUGUACUUGUAAAGACUUUAAGUGCUUUGAAAUGGUCAACAGAAAGAGUGAUCCUUAUGGCUUAACUUCUUAUGGAACUCCUCUUCGUCCUUAUGUCACUAUUGCCUCUAAUGAUAUCAAAAAGGGAACCAAGAUUUAUGUUCCUUCUCUUGUUGGAUGGAAGAUUCCUGGUUCUAAAAAGACUCAUAAUGGAUGCUUACUUGUUGAUGAUCAAAGCUGGAGUUUCAAGGGUAAACAUAUUGACUUUUAUGUUUACGCUAUGGACAACUAUCAAACUUUGGAUAAAGCUCAUCACUUAAACAAGGUUGAUAUCUAUGAAGGUGGCUCCUGUAAACUCUUAAAUUACAUGUAA
Rhizopus microsporus ATCC 52813 is the source of this 1002-nucleotide messenger RNA. RefSeq lists its product as uncharacterized. The transcript has 4 exons. NCBI's taxonomy places the organism in Eukaryota, Fungi, Mucoromycota, Mucoromycetes, Mucorales, Rhizopodaceae. The record is from RefSeq and is a predicted model, not a curated record. The coding region runs from base 1 to 1002 and encodes 333 amino acids.